UCAUAUUGUCCCGCGUCCACACUGUCUCCACUUCCCAACUAAAAAACCUCACUCCACGCUUUCAAGCCCCCAAACCUCCUCCAACAGCAGAUCAAACCACAACAAAAACCAAGGAAGAAAAAGAAGAUCGAGAUGGGAAUAGUUGAAGAAGCUCACAACAUCAAGAUCUUAGGCUCAAGCGAUCAUCAAACAAUCGUCCUCGCUCAUGGCUUCGGCACCGAUCAAUCGGUCUGGAAACACCUCGUCCCUCAUCUCGUCGACGAUUACCGAGUCAUCCUCUUCGAUAAUAUGGGCGCUGGAACAACCAACCCUGAAUACUUCGAUUUCGAUCGCUACUCUACUCUCGAAGGCUAUGCCUACGAUGUGCUCGCUAUUUUGGAAGAGCUUCGAGUCCAAUCCUGCAUUUUUGUUGGCCACUCUGUCUCCGCCAUUAUUGGCGCUAUUGCUUCUAUUACUCGUCCUGACCUUUUCGCCAAAAUCAUCAUGAUCUCUGCUUCUCCAAGGUAAUAAUUUCAGCUCUCUCAAU
Molecule: messenger RNA, 526 nt
Organism: Camellia sinensis
Lineage: Eukaryota; Viridiplantae; Streptophyta; Magnoliopsida; Ericales; Theaceae
Source: RefSeq, a predicted model, not a curated record